Drosophila grimshawi is the source of this 626-nucleotide messenger RNA. RefSeq names its product odorant receptor 49a-like. Bases 16 to 558 code for a protein of 180 amino acids. The transcript has 4 exons. Lineage: Eukaryota; Metazoa; Arthropoda; Insecta; Diptera; Drosophilidae. Gene Ontology annotation, cellular component: plasma membrane. Gene Ontology annotation, biological process: detection of chemical stimulus involved in sensory perception of smell; sensory perception of smell. Gene Ontology annotation, molecular function: olfactory receptor activity; odorant binding. The record is from RefSeq and is a predicted model, not a curated record.
UCUGGCCAGCUUUGCAUGCACUUUGCCCAUCUGGGCAGGAAGCUGGCAUCUUAUAAUCCCAGCAGGCAGAACCAUUACGAGGAUUGUGAAUUUUUAGCCAGAUUGAUACGGAAACAUGAACAACUAUUGAGUCUGUACAAGGAACUGAACAAAAUAUUUGGUCUGAUGUUGGCUUACAAUGUGUUUAGCACAGCGACCAUACUUUGUUGCGUUGCCUACUACAUAAUCUUGCAGGGCCUCACAAGGGAGGGAUUCGGAUUUUUAUUGUAUUUCUUCAGUGACUCUGUGAAUUUCUACAUGGUUUGCUACUAUGGGCAACGUCUGAUUGAUUUGAGUGAAAAUAUUGCUUUAGCUGCCUACAUACACAAUUGGUAUAAUGGUUCGCCCACCUAUCAGAAAUAUGUUCUCAUGAUAAUACAACGAGCUCAAAGGCCGGCAGAGCUUUCGGCCAAAGGAGUCAUUAUCAUUUCGAGGGAGUCUUUCAAAAAUUUGUGCGCAGAGUGCUGGAAAAAUAAAUUUGCGUUGUUCAAAAUAUCACACAAGGAAUUUAUUUCGUGAAUCUUUAAAUAUCACAAAACAUAGCUUAGCUCUGAUCUGAUCAGCUGUAGAGCAGAGCUGUCAAAUUU